This is a messenger RNA of Suillus fuscotomentosus, 990 nucleotides long. RefSeq lists its product as uncharacterized. The record is from RefSeq and is a predicted model, not a curated record. The transcript is spliced from 5 exons. The coding region runs from base 1 to 990 and encodes 329 amino acids. NCBI's taxonomy places the organism in Eukaryota, Fungi, Basidiomycota, Agaricomycetes, Boletales, Suillaceae.
AUGAAUCCCUACACCGAUGUAGCAAAUGACGCGCUCAACACCACACUUGCGACUUUGCAAUUGCUCAUCAGGCAUUGUAUCCACUUGAAACAGGAAGAUCCAGAAGCCCUGAAGCUAUCGGAUGAGAUUGCUAGACGCAUUGCAAAAGACUUGAGGCUUUAUGGAGGAAAUGCAACAUCAUUCUCCCCCCAGCUCUUGUCCUGUGCAGCCAUUGUGCAUCAAUAUUCCAAGGGUGGAGCCUUUGAAAGUUUGCCCAACUGGAACUCUGUGGUCGAUGAUGAUCCAUGCAUCAAGAGCCACCCGCACUUCCACAAGAUGUUGAACUACCGUCCUCUCGCUGCAGUUGGAACUCUUCCUGUUUUGGAGGAUCAAGCUACUGGGUCAUUGUCUAUCAUUAAACCUCUCACUGUUCCUGCGGCUAUCUGUCCUUUAAUAACACAAGCUCCCACACUUCCAGCAAACUUCAUGCCACUGUCCCCAUUGCCGGCCUCUCUGCAGCUAGAACUGCUGACUCCUCUUGCUCCAUCAGUCGCUUCUGCUACCCCUGCCACAAUGAAGUACAAGCUCUUCGUGCCAGGCAAUAUGUCAAACAGGGUCAAGCUUACUCCACACCCUAUGAAUGACAAGAAGAGAAAGGCUGAAGAAGAUGAUACCGAUUUGGCGGAUGCUCCCAGUUCCCCAUUUAGAUCUCUCAAGCAGAAUCUGAAAAGAAUGAAGAAGUUAUUGUCUCAUGAUGCACAAGAUCAACUCCGUAUAACUAAGAAUGGAACUACAAAUGACACAUCAUCGGCGGCAGAAUCUGAAAAGGUAUCAGACCCGGAAGCUCAGGACGCGAUUGACAAGGCCUCUGAUGAUAUUUUCUGGGACAGCGAAACUAAGCCUCGUGAUUGGGGUCUAGAUUCAAUGAUUGCCACAGCAGUGGAGCAUUCUAUUCACUACAAUCCCAGCAACCUCUUCUUCAUUUGCUGGAGGUUGUUUGUUGGACUCUGA